Messenger RNA from Lobosporangium transversale, 597 nucleotides. RefSeq names its product SOH1-domain-containing protein. The coding region runs from base 1 to 597 and encodes 198 amino acids. The record is from RefSeq and is a predicted model, not a curated record. The transcript has 3 exons. Gene Ontology annotation, cellular component: core mediator complex; mediator complex. Lineage: Eukaryota; Fungi; Mortierellomycota; Mortierellomycetes; Mortierellales; Mortierellaceae. Gene Ontology annotation, molecular function: transcription coregulator activity. Gene Ontology annotation, biological process: regulation of transcription by RNA polymerase II.
AUGGAGCUACAAACAGAGGAUGAAUAUGAACAAUUAAAGCGCUUUCAGAUUGAGCUCGAGUUUGUACAAUGUCUGGCCAACCCAUGGUACUUGCACCAUCUGGCUCAGCAACAGUAUUUCAAUCAGGAUUCAUUUGCUCGUUAUCUUGACUAUCUCCAAUACUUUAGAAAGCCGGAAUAUGCCAAAUUUAUCAUUUAUCCUCAUUGCUUGCACUUUCUGACGUUGUUACAACAUAAAUCGUUUCGUGACCACCUUGCUAAACAGGAUACGGCAACUUUUGUCCAUGAACGACAAUACUAUCAUUGGCAGUAUUUGCGAAAUCAGGAUAAAGUUGUUAGGAUGGAGAUCAUGCCUGAUGGAUCUCUUGUGGAAAUCAAAAAUGAGCAAGAUGCAGUGGUAGCCAGACCAGUAACUCCUUCACAGAGUCAGCCACAACCACAACCACAAGUACAAUCACAUGGCCUGACACAGAUGCAAACAAACAUAACAGGUUCCGCGCCGUCAGACGGGUCGAGCGAUCAGCAGCGAUCAAAUGCAACUACACCCGGAGCAGCGGCCACACCAGGUGCAAGGCCAAAUGGAUCUAGUUCAAUAUAG